Molecule: messenger RNA, 987 nt
Organism: Saccharomyces mikatae IFO 1815
Lineage: Eukaryota; Fungi; Ascomycota; Saccharomycetes; Saccharomycetales; Saccharomycetaceae
Gene: NBP35
Product: Fe-S cluster-binding ATPase
Exons: 1
Coding region: 1-987 (328 amino acids)
Biological process (GO): iron-sulfur cluster assembly
Cellular component (GO): cytosol
Molecular function (GO): ATP-dependent FeS chaperone activity; 4 iron, 4 sulfur cluster binding; ATP binding
Source: RefSeq, a predicted model, not a curated record
AUGACUGAGAUACUACCGCAUGUAAAUGAUGAAGUGCUACCAGCAGAGUAUGAACUCAAGCAGCCGGAGCCAGAUCAUUGCCCCGGUCCCGAAUCAGAAAUGGCAGGUAAAUCCGAUGCUUGUGGUGGCUGCGCCAAUAAAGAUAUAUGUGAAAGCCUUCCAAAGGGUCCUGAUCCCGAUAUCCCAUUAAUUACAGAUAAUAUGUCCGGAAUAGAACACAAAAUUUUGGUCUUAUCUGGAAAAGGUGGUGUAGGCAAGUCGACCUUUGCUGCAAUGUUGAGUUGGGCACUCUCAGCUGACGAAGAUUUACAAGUUGGUGCCAUGGACCUAGAUAUAUGUGGUCCUUCUUUGCCACAUAUGUUAGGUUGCGUCAACGAAACUAUCCAUGAAUCAAACUCCGGUUGGACACCUGUCUAUGUGGCCGAUAACUUAGCAACUAUGUCUAUUCAAUACAUGCUCCCAGAGGACGAUUCCGCCAUUAUAUGGAGGGGCUCAAAGAAAAAUUUAUUAAUAAAGAAAUUUCUGAAAGAUGUUGAUUGGAAUAAACUUGAUUAUCUGGUGAUUGAUACGCCGCCAGGAACAUCAGAUGAGCACAUUUCCAUAAACAAGUAUAUGAAGGAAUCCGGCAUAGAUGGUGCUCUUGUGGUCACUACCCCCCAGGAAGUAGCUCUAUUGGAUGUACGCAAAGAGAUCGAUUUUUGUAAGAAAGCUGGUAUUACUAUCCUUGGACUAGUCGAAAAUAUGAGUGGGUUUGUAUGUCCAAAUUGUAAGGGGGAAUCCCAAAUUUUUAAAGCUACUACAGGCGGAGGUAAAGCGCUCUGUGAGGAGCUGGGAAUCAGAUUUUUGGGGUCGGUUCCCUUGGAUCCAAGGAUCGGAAAGAGUUGUGACAUGGGUGAAAGCUUUCUGGAUAACUAUCCUGACAGUCCCGCUUCGAGUGCUGUGCUCAACGUUGUUGAAGCCCUCCGAGAUGCAGUUGGGGAUUUAUAA